This is a messenger RNA of Trematosphaeria pertusa, 1369 nucleotides long. RefSeq lists its product as uncharacterized. The transcript has 4 exons. Bases 335 to 1135 code for a protein of 266 amino acids. NCBI's taxonomy places the organism in Eukaryota, Fungi, Ascomycota, Dothideomycetes, Pleosporales, Trematosphaeriaceae. The record is from RefSeq and is a predicted model, not a curated record.
CCUGCAUCGUCUUCGUCACGACGGCUUCCAUGAUGGACUGUAGGCCUUUCGAUGAAACAACAAGCCGCUGUACGAUAUCCCUGCCUUAUUCUCGCUAAGAUAUCUUCCUUCCCCCGCGACGUCUUGACAGCUCUGCUCUAGUCCUGUUCGCAAGCUACCGCUGGAAUUCUUAUAGAGUAUGAAUCUACUUAGUACCCGGCUCAUAGUAUGCUUUUCGCAUCUGGAACUAAACAAAUGGCAUUUAUCCCGAAGGAUAUGCGCAAUAUGAGCACCGCGGCCCGCUUUGAGGUGCAGGUGAAGGCGGAGGCAGCGCAUGGGAACCUAAGCCGAGCCCAUGGGCCGACAUGAACCAGUAACUACACAUGACCAGGCGACAGUUUGGAAUUCUAUAAACGGGAAGAACGACCAGGCGCUAGUCUUGGCGGGCCCGGCCGCCAUCACUUGGUCGCGCUUUCCUGCCUUCACCGCACCAGCAAACGGACCCUCUCUAAAAUAUCAAGGCCCGCGCCCCGCUUCUUCACUUCUCUCUCCUCCCUCUUUCGCUCGACACUCAGCUACAGUCCCACUCCCACAGCUUGACAGCUUCCUUGUCUCUAAUCCUUCGUCAACAAAAGGUCUGUGCUUGCAACCCGCAGCCAUGCGCUUCCUACUCCUUCUCAUCGCCAUCGUCUCCGUCGCUCUCGGCGUCGCUCUCCCCGCUCCGGGUGACGACGCUGAGGCGCCCGCCAUCGUCGCUCCCGAGGAUCCCGGCAACGUCACCAUUGCGGACACCGCGGACUGUGUCAGCGGUCCUCCUGGCUGCAAACAUCCCUUGAUGGCCUUCUACACGCAACCUUUCCACCGCGGAACCUUGUGGCAGGUCGGAUACGUCGAGUACGACUGUAAAGACAAGCAAGCAGACGCCAAGUGCGUGCUCGCUGAUCCUUAUAACCACCAAGACUUUGGCACCCUCCUCAAGUCAAAGACUCCCCAGUGGUAUAGGUUGCAGGGCAAGCACAAAUUCAUCUGCAAUAUCUACGAGACCACCGACUGCACUGGUAACCACUACAGGGAGAUCGACAGGUCCGUGGACGAUCUGAGGGAUAUCGGCUGGCAAAACCGCAUUCGCUCCGUCAAGUGUUGGUGGAAGUCAUAGGCCCGCUUCGGGGUUUGGAGGCGUGGUAGAUGGUGCCACAAGGACGAUGCGGGUGUGCUUCAGUAUCAUUCGUGAGGCGUCGGAUUUCAGCAAAAGGAAUGGCACGUGAAUAAAUGUCACGGGUGAUUACAGUGCCCUAGAAAGGGAGUUGGGGCGUGCUUCCGUAGUCUCACUGCGUCUUUCGUAGUGAUAGCUCCGUCAAUCAACUGCUGACUCCAAGUACUACGUUCCCAG